Messenger RNA from Chrysoperla carnea, 1805 nucleotides. Its product is annotated as phenoloxidase-activating factor 2-like. Gene Ontology annotation, biological process: proteolysis. Lineage: Eukaryota; Metazoa; Arthropoda; Insecta; Neuroptera; Chrysopidae. The coding region runs from base 263 to 1507 and encodes 414 amino acids. The transcript has 3 exons. The record is from RefSeq and is a predicted model, not a curated record. Gene Ontology annotation, molecular function: serine-type endopeptidase activity.
CAUUUCCGCCACACUUGAUCGAUGUUAUCUUUAUGUUAGACAAUCUAAAAUUUACUAACACAGUAGUAAUUUUAUAUUUGAAUAUGAAUGUAAUUUGUUUGUGUUAUCAACUGAGAUCAAUAGUAAAUAAGAAUUAAAAUAAUUAUAUUUAAAUUGAAAUUUUUUUAAAACAAGUGUUAAUCAUAUGCAUGGUCGGUGAAGUGGUUGCUACAAAACGCAGCAUUCUGGUUGACACGAUUCCAGCUCCUUUUUUCUUCAGAAAAUGAAAACGUUAAUAUUCUUAUAUUUAACAAUUAAUGUUAUGUUAUUAACAUAUGAAGGAAACUGUCAAAUUUUAAUUUCUUCGCGGGACAGGCAAGAAGUAAAAAAAUCGCAAUCACAAGUAUCUUUGUCUGAAUAUCAAGAACAAACAUUAGAAGAUUUAAUUGAUUCAGUUUUUGAUAUAAAUCAAGAAUCACAACAAUCUGAAACUAUUUAUUUGAAUAAAACUUCAAAUGAACAAAAAUCUUCUAAUCAAAUAGAAAAUUGUAAAUGUGUACCACGUAAUCAUUGUAAAAUUGAACAAAUAAGAACCGGCUCUUGUACUAGUAACGAUGUUUUAUGCUGUAUCGAAACUAUUCAUACAACAACGCCAAGAGUUUCACCAAGUCCACAGUUUAUUUCUGGUGGGUGUGGGAUAAGACAGCCUGAAGGUGUUGGUUUUCGUGUAGCUAGUAAAAAAAAUGAAGCAUUUUUCGGUGAAUUUCCAUGGAUGGUUGCUAUUUUGUUUGAAACUACUCUUGAGGGCAAUCAUAAAUUUAAUAUUUAUCAAUGUGGAGGAUCAUUAAUUCAUCCAAAAGUUGUAUUGACUGCUGCGCAUUGUGUCAACAAUCAAACUAAUCAUAAAUCGUUAAAGAUACGCGCUGGAGAAUGGGAUACUCAAACUGUGAAUGAAUUAUUUUCACAUCAAGAUCGUAAAGUUGCUUCUGUCCAAAUCCACGAAGAAUUUGUUAAUGGACGAUUAUAUAAUGAUAUAGCACUAUUAUUUUUAGAAACGCCUGUGGAAAUUUCUGAAAACGUUGAUGUUGUAUGUUUACCCCCAAAAAAUGUACAAAUUGAUUUGUCAAAAAAAUGUAUUGCUACUGGAUGGGGUAAAGAUGCAUUCGGUCAAGAAGGCCAGUUUCAAGUGAUUUUGAAAAAAAUUGAAUUACCUUAUGUACCACGGAAAGAGUGUAUAGAAUCGUUACAAAAAACACGUUUGGGUAAAACUUAUAAAUUACACGAGAGUUUUCUAUGUGCCGGUGGUGAACCAGGAAAAGAUACUUGUAAAGGUGAUGGCGGCAGUCCUUUAGUAUGCCCAAUUCGUAAUAAAGCAAAUCAAUAUCAACAAGUUGGCAUCGUGUCCUGGGGUAUUGGAUGUGGGGAAAUCAAUACCCCAGGGGUUUAUGUGAACAUACCAUAUCUGAGAGAUUGGAUCGAUGAAAAAAUGCUGGCUAACAAUCUUAAUCAAAGUACUUACAUAUCUUAGCAAAAAAGAACAAUAUACAAUUGUUUGAUAUACUUGUUGUUGUGGAAAGCCAAAAAUUAGUUGUUUCAUAAUAAUUUAUAAUUAAAAAGUUCCAAAAACUAAUCAAAAAGUUUGAUGUAGUUUUAACGUUGCUCACAAAACUUUUACGAAAACUUUGUAUCACAAAGAGAUAAGAUAACAUUUUUACAUAAAUCUAUAUGUUACUUACCAUAUACAAAGUAAAUAGGUAAAGUAUAGAAAUUAUGAAAAAAUAAUUAUCGGAUUUUCGCCAAUUUAUUUACGUAAAUUUUGAAAUUCA